This is a messenger RNA of Cydia strobilella, 558 nucleotides long. Its product is annotated as probable NADH dehydrogenase [ubiquinone] 1 alpha subcomplex subunit 12. Lineage: Eukaryota; Metazoa; Arthropoda; Insecta; Lepidoptera; Tortricidae. The coding region runs from base 46 to 522 and encodes 158 amino acids. The transcript has 4 exons. Gene Ontology annotation, cellular component: membrane. The record is from RefSeq and is a predicted model, not a curated record. Gene Ontology annotation, biological process: response to oxidative stress; mitochondrial respiratory chain complex I assembly.
AACUCAAAGGAUUUAUUGUUACAAACAAUUCAUUUAAAGUAAAAAAUGUCACUGUCUCAGUAUCAUCAGAUCAGCAAAUUGAAGCACUUUUUCGCCACCGUCCGCGCGAAUGGCGGGUUUAAAAACACUCUGUAUAAGUUGUGGAGAUUUGAUACUUUUAAGCAUGGCUGCCUGAUGGGCUGGGACGUAAACGGCAACAAAUACUACGAGAACCAGCGUUACAUGAUCGGCCGCAGCCGCUGGGUGGAGUACGCGGACCACUACAAGUGGGAUUAUGACGCCUCUCAGGUGACCCCAGAAUGGUUUGGCUGGCUCCACUACAUGACGGACCAGGUCCCGUGUUGCCACCUCAUCAAGUGCUGCAUGCGGCAGUCGGACUGCCACAACCGUUGGCUCCUGCCCCCCGUGGAGAACAUGACGGGAACCAUACGGCAGUAUUACCCGUACUCCACGACCAGGCAGGCCGUCACGGUGUGGGACGGUUCGAGUUUAUCCGAGUUGCCCUGUCCCCCCGUUUGCUGAAAAAGUAAAUAAUCACUUCAACUGAAAACGUAAUUA